Hepatospora eriocheir is the source of this 1065-nucleotide messenger RNA. Lineage: Eukaryota; Fungi; Microsporidia; Hepatosporidae. The record is from the annotation of a GenBank genome assembly.
AUGGUUUUUUAUAAAAUUGGAAGAGCGUUUAUGAGAAUUUUCAUUUUGAUAAACCUUUUAGUUUUCAUAACAAUUGCCGCAGUGUUAGGAACCGUUUUAAUUUACGUAAUAACUUUAAUUAACAAUAAAAAAUUAGAAAAAUGGUUCAGAUACUUUUUGUUAUACAUGCAAGCUAACAUUGUGUUUAUUGUUUUUGGACCGUUUUUUCCCUUUCCUAUAACGGUAAGAUUUAAUAAGAAGGUUAUUAAAUCUAAGAAGAGUAUUUUAAUAUCCAAUCAUAUUUGUGAUUAUGAUUGGAUUUAUAUGUUGGUGUUGGCCUACCAGUGGGAUAAAUUAGAGGAUUUUAAGUUCAUUAUGAAAAAAGAAUUAAGUGAAGUUCCUCUUUUAGGUACUAUUCUUAAAUUUGAAGGUAACGUUUUCUUAGAAAGGGGUAAUAAAGAACGGGAUAUCGAGAUACUUACGAACAAGGGUAAAGAAUUUUCUAUGGAAGAUAGGCAAUUACUAUGUUUCUUCCCUGAAGGAACUUAUCCUGAUAUUAAGAGUUUCCAAAAAUCUAUUAAAUAUGCUGAGAAGUCUGGAAUACAACAUUCCAAUGGAGCUUGUUUUAUUCCUAAAAAUGUUUUGUUACCAAGAUCUAGUGGAUUUGAUAUUUUAAAGGAUUCAUUUACUUAUGACGGUAUAAUAGAUGCAACGAUAUUCAAUAAUCCUUAUAACUUUAUUUAUAUUAACGAGUCAUCAUUGAUGGACUUUUUUAUAUUCGAAAAGUUUCCUAUUGCACACUUUUUCCAUAUUGAAUUCUUUGAAUCUUCUGAAGUUGGAGAUGAUUUUAUUACUCAAGCUUUUACUAAUAAAGAUAAAAUUCUUGAAAAGUAUAAUGAAAAAUACGAUGGAAAGUUUAUUAAUAAACAAGAAAACGUUAUUAAAAUUUUAGACGAGGUUGAUAUUAAAAAUAAAAAUGAAUAUGAAACAGCUACUUACUACAUAAAAUCCAAAUAUAGAUAUCUUGUCUAUUGUUUCAUUGGAUAUUUUUAUAUCAAACUAAUUUUUAAGUUCUUUAGUAAGUAA